Molecule: messenger RNA, 1436 nt
Organism: Thrips palmi
Lineage: Eukaryota; Metazoa; Arthropoda; Insecta; Thysanoptera; Thripidae
Exons: 4
Coding region: 19-834 (271 amino acids)
Source: RefSeq, a predicted model, not a curated record
CCGACCAAGCAGAGUCGUAUGUCGGACUAUGUGGAAAGUAUCUCAGAGAGUGAACUGGCUGAUAUUCAAGAAGACAUAGACCGACUGCGACAGGUGACGUCCCCGGCCUCCACUGUUGGCUCUGCCCGCAGUGCUUCACCCAGCAUUUCCGAAUGCAGCGAGGUGUCCAUGUUUAAGACACCCCAAGACAAAUCUGCAUACAGGGCCCUCUCCUUCAGCAGUCCUUCAACAUCUUCAAGCUUUCGGCUGCUUCAAAGCCUCAUCUCUGACAACCACCGUGAUUUGGGGCGCCAACUGCGUCUACUAGAAGAGAUUCUACGCAAUGCAACUGGAUCGAUUCAGAAGAUCCUGUCCUGUGUACUUCCUCCCAUAGAGACAAAUAUAGCGGAAGACCUCCCACGUUUGCCAUUAGAGGAGAAAGACGGGGAGAAAAAGAUGAACGACCUUCUAAAACAGAAAGAACAGUUCAAUAAAGUGGUGACAUUUCUUCACGGCCUCGGUGGCACCUGCGCUAGGGACGCAGUUUUUUCGGCGAUGAAAACACUCUUCACGGACGAGUUUGCGUCAACGAAGAGUAUGAAGGGAAUACGGCGGACAGGGCAGCCGAAGAAGGAUGCCUUUAUGGGGACGCCUCUCUUCAAGGCAGUCAUGUGUGCUGUGCGGCGUAGGUUCCGAGAGGCUACCGUCUCUGAAGUUAUGGAGAUGACUGGGAACUGGCUGAAGGACGCCCCAGCCAGAGAGCGGAAACGCCAGAAAAGGAAGGAAGACAGGGAGAAGGCCCUUCGGGAAUAUGAAGAGGAUGGCACCGAGGUGGAGUCCGUGAACUUAGAUUAGUUCGUGUCGAUGUGCGUGUUAUUCUUUACUUAAUUGUGGCUGUCGACAUAGGUUUCUUCUGUAAGUCUGUAUCCUAAAUGCAUACUGGCCGAGCAUAUCUUUUGCCCAUUUUUCUUCAGAUAAUAUUUUGAUGGUAGAUGUAAGUUUUGUAGGCUUAAGGCAAUUUAUUUUCGCAUCAAGGAGACAUAUUUGUAUGGAGCAUUGUAUUGCAUAUCAGUCUUGUUUAGAUCUUAAGUAGUUUUCGUCUGUCUGAGUGACUCCGUUUGUUUCAUUGUAUAGGCAUAGGUCAGUGACCUGGAGGAAGAGAGAGGCUUACCUUCCCUUAUAAAACGGGGAAGGCUCCGAAAUGGGUCCGAUCGGACGAUCCGAAAUUUUCCGGAGGACAGUCCGUCAGUCCCCGCCGGACAGUUCCGAAAUCUUUCCCGGACUUGCCGGGAAUCGGUCGAAAAGUACCACAAUCAGAAGGAUUUCGGGGAGUCCGACAGGGCUGGUCGGGCUCGUUCCGGGCCGUCCGAGACGAGUCCGGAAAAAAAGAAACUGGCGCUGGCCGAGGUGGGACUACUGUGGCUGGAUUCGUUCCCGGGCCCCUCUCCUUUGGACUU